AUGUCCGCAAGUCAACCCCAACCUCUCGGUACUUCCACGGCCGCUACCGACAUCUCCACUCAACAAGCUACCUACCUUCCCCCUUCCGAGCUCGCUGCCAAGUACAACAAGGGUAUCCACAGACCCAUAACUGUCCAGCCGCAUGCUAGCGCCUCGCAGCCUGGAUCCACAAAGAUCAAGAGUAUCGAAAACUUCUACGUCAGACCCAGAUGGUUGUUUGUGCGUGUUGAGACCGAAGGUGGUGUUGUCGGUUGGGGUGAGGGUACUCUCGAAGGUCACACUGAAGCCGUACAGGGAAGUUUGAAGGAUAUCACCCGACGAUUGGUCGGCUGGGACGCAAUGAACAUCGAAGAGAUCUAUUCUUACCUGUACCGACAUCGAUUCUACAGGGGUGGUGAGGUGCUUAUGUCCGCUAUGUCAGGUGUUGAUAUCGCUCUUUGGGAUAUCAAGGGUAAAGUCUUAGGUGUGCCAGUCUGGGAGUUGCUCGGUGGAAAGAUCCGAGAAAGAUGUGAUGUCUAUGGUUGGGUUGGUGGAGAUCGACCCUCUGACGUACUGGAACAAGCCAAAGUCAGGAAGGCUCAAGGGUUCACCAGAGUGAAGAUGAACGCUACCGAAUCCAUCGGAUGGCUCGACUCGCCUCACGCUCUCGACGAAACCGUCAAGCGAUUAGCAGAAGUCAAAUCUAUCGGUAUCGAUGCUGGUCUCGAUUUCCACGGUCGAGUCCACAAGGGAAUGGCCAAACAGCUUGCUGCCGCUCUUGAACCCCACCGACCAUUAUUCAUUGAGGAACCCUUACUUCCAGGUUACGUUAACGAGUUGAAAGACUUAUAUAACAAGACCACCAUCCCCAUCGCUCUCGGUGAGCGUUUGUUCACUCGAUUGGACUGUCGACCGUAUUUCGAAGCUGGAUGUAUCGAUAUCAUCCAACCUGAUAUCGCUCAUGCUGGUGGUAUCUCCGAAACCAAGAAGAUUGCUAUAAUGGCUGAAGCAUAUGAUAUCGGUGUUGCACCUCACUGUCCUUUGGGUCCUCUCGCUUUUGCUGCCUCGCUCCACGUUGGAUUCUCAACACCUAACUUCGUUGUUUGUGAGAUGUCAUGGAAGAUGCACUACAACACUGGCGGUUUCGAUCUUUUCACAUAUAUGACUAACCCCGAAGUCUUCAAGGUUGAGGGUGGUUCCGUCGGUCUCUUGACUACACCAGGUCUCGGUAUCGAGUUGAACGAAGACCUUAUCAGAAAGGAAGCUGCUGAAGCUGAGAAAUUGGAACCUUGGAUCAACCCCUUGUUCAGAGGUGAUGAUGGUAUGAUCAGAGAGUGGUAA
Molecule: messenger RNA, 1320 nt
Organism: Kwoniella botswanensis
Lineage: Eukaryota; Fungi; Basidiomycota; Tremellomycetes; Tremellales; Cryptococcaceae
Exons: 6
Coding region: 1-1320 (439 amino acids)
Biological process (GO): D-galactonate catabolic process; amino acid catabolic process
Molecular function (GO): galactonate dehydratase activity
Source: RefSeq, a predicted model, not a curated record